Oxyura jamaicensis (ruddy duck) is the source of this 3553-nucleotide messenger RNA. RefSeq names its product family with sequence similarity 184 member B (gene FAM184B). The transcript is spliced from 11 exons. The record is from RefSeq and is a predicted model, not a curated record. Bases 615 to 2819 code for a protein of 734 amino acids. NCBI's taxonomy places the organism in Eukaryota, Metazoa, Chordata, Aves, Anseriformes, Anatidae.
GGCUCAGCUAUGUGUUUGAGGUGGCAGAACUGCUUCAUUCUGCUUUCAGCAGAGCAGCAAGAAUUGAACUAGCUUUCCUUCAUCACUUUACUGGUCCAUCUGGACUUAGAGGGGAUUGCCAAAAUAGCAGAGUUUGUGAAAGGUGCCAUAAUCCUCCUCUGACAACCCCUGUGAUCCUUCAGCAGCCCAGGAAGGCAACAUGAUUUAAUCUGCAGACGAUCUCUCUUAUUAGAUCCUCAGCAAUGUCUGUGCCGCUGCCUGGCUGGCUGGCUCAGCGUAUCCUGUGGGGAAUUUGUAGCAUCCAGCCGCUGGCAUCUUCUCCUGGCGGAAGCUCAACCAUUUGAAAAGAAGGGGAGGAAAAAAAAAAAAAACACACACACACCACGAUCAGGAGGCUUGCACAUGCUGUUCUCUGCCUCCUCGCCUGGGUGUUUUGCUGAAGGACUGGGACAUCUGCACAGAAGGGAGAGAAGCAGCUGCUGCAGCUUGCCCUGUUGGGGGCUGAAGUUCCUUCAGUGCUUCGGGGGUUUGAGUGUGGAGAGGCGAGCAGUGAGGAGAGGCUCGCACUGCCCAGAGCAUACACAAACGGACUUGAUUAAAAUAUUUCCAGCCUAAUGGCCUCCGGCAUAAACAAGCUGCAUCAGCCCGGGACUUGCAAUGGAUCUAAAGCCCUUCGCAGCAGCCCAGCAGAAGGAUGCAAUAAGGAAAUUCACGUGAAAAUGUGCAAGAAGAUUGCCCAGCUCACCAAGGUGAUAUAUGCCCUGAACACUAAGAAUGAUGAACAGGAGGCUAGUAUACAGGCUCUGAGAGAUGCUCAUGAAGAAGAAAUUCAACACAUUCUUGCUGAGACAAGGGAAACAAUUCUCCAGUAUAAAAGCAAAGCUGAAGAAGAACAAUUGCUGAGAAAACAUAUUCAAGCUCUUGAAAUUGCAGUAGAACAACAUAAGAGACUAAAGGAAGAAGCCUUGGCAGAGUUAACGUUGUGCAAGCAGCAGGUGGAAGGGAGGGAACUGAGGACAGAAGUACAACAGGCACAGAUGGUCCAUUCCACAGACACAGUAGAUACUAAUGCAGACUUUGAAAACAAACUUUUACAUUUAAAUCGUGAGUCUGAAGGACUGAUGAAUGAAUGCAAAGCAUCUAGUAGACAAAACUUAGAUAGAAAAGAAAUUUUAGAUGAAAAAUACAAUGUGGAAGGACAAGCUGUAGUAAAUGAGAUGGAAAACCUGAAGAGUGAGAACCAGAGAGCAAUUAAAGAAUAUACGCAGAAAACAAGCCACCUGCAAGCCACCUGUGAGAGAGAAAAAGAGACUUUGAAAAAGUCUAUGCGGCAAUCCACGGCAGAAACAAAGAAUUGUCAGCAAGGAGAAAUGGAGCAAAGGAAGAGCUCAGAGGCUAAGGAGGUUUUUUUGCUGCAGCAAGUAAAGAAGCUGGAGGCAGACCUAGAGGAGAAAAGCCAGAAGAUAAAUGAGAGAAAGAAGCAUUCCCAGAAGCUGAAAGAGAGAAUACAGGAGCUCCAGACACAGCUAGAGGAAUUUAAAAGAAACUCUGAGCAUGAAAUAAAGCAACUAGAGAAAGAGAAAGAAGCCCUAACUGUGAAACUUCAAAACUCUUCACUUGAAGUGGCUCAGCUGAAGCAAAUAUUAGACCAACAAGCAAAUAAUUUCAAGGAGUCACUGAAGAAGCAUAAUCUACAGUCCAACAAAGAAAAAGAGAAGCUUUUGCAGGAUCUUCAAAGCACCAUUAAAGAAAACCAGAAUGUUAAACUGCAACUGGAGGCAUCACAUCAAAAAGUCUUAAAAAUGUUGGAGAAAAGCAAAAGACAGGAACUCAAGGAGGCAGAAGAACGUUUGAAAAAGGAAUUUAAUGAGACUUUCAAGAUCCAACAUCAGUCUCAUAGGCUGGAAAUGCAAACCUUGGAAGAGAAAGCAAAGAAAGAAUUACAUGAUGAACUCGAGCAGAUACAGAAACAGCAAACUCUAUUGCUAGUCUGGUUGUUACUAGGAUCUCUAAGGAUGGAACUUUCUGAGCAGCAGACAUCGUGCACUAAUCUCAAAAAACAAAUAGAAGAGCUCCAAAUGGAGCUGAAGAGUGUGAGGACACUGAAGAAGCAACAGGAAGGAAGUAGCCAGAGCCAGAUCAGAUCUCUUCACGAUGAACUGGAAAAAUGCCAGAGUGAAAUUUCUGAGCUCAAGAAAGAGAAUUUACUUUUGAAGGACACAAUGGAACUACUCAGUGCUGAGUUGGAGUCACAGAAGCAAGAAGCUGCACAGCUUCAGGACAGGGAGAAACAACUCAAAAGACUUAAAGAAUUAGAAGAAAAGACAAGAAAGCAGGAGUCCAGACCAGAAGACGUACAACUCAUAAGCUGUCUGCAAGAUAAAUUAAGUGAGAAAGAAGAGAUUAUUAAGCAGCUGGUGGAAGGAAGAAAAUUUCACCAUUCACUGUUAGCCAACACUGAAUCUUACAGGAAUCGAUCAUUUUCUUUCAACCCUAAUCAAGGAUGCUUGACUCCUUCUACAAAGCAGAAGAGACCGGUGGAGGUGCCCAGCCGUGUUGUCAGUGUUCCAAAUUUAGCUUCCUAUGCAAAGAGCCUUUUGAGCUGUGACUUGAGAUCAAAAAGAAGUGCUCCCCAAAUAACAAAAUCUACAAGCUUAGACCGGAGUCCUGGCUGCCUCAGAGUGGGCUCUCCACCAGCACAGACCUCUGACAGCAGUGCUGCCACAAGGACACACGGCAAUGAACCACCACAAACUAAAGAUGGCCAAACCCAAGACCCUCAGCAUCAAGAAUGGUUUACUAAAUAUUUUUCAUUUUAAAGCAAAUUUACUUACUCCUCAGAAUUACUAGAAAAGCUGUUUCUGUUUUCUCUUAGAGAAUGAUAAGGUGAUGUAUGAUUUAAGAAAAAAAAAAAAUGAUUUCCAAGUAAAUAAUUAGGGAAAACUAUGUUUAUAUCUAAUCACAAUGAAAUUACAGGCAUGGGUUUCAGUAAAAUGCUUUUUUUUUGUUUGUUUAUUUUUUAACAAUCUCUGUGACAGAAUGAAGAAAAAAAUAUACAUUUUAUUACAUGAAGAGACUUUUUGUUCAGGAGAAUGUACCACUCCACAAUUACAUGAAAUAUGCAAUUUGUUUUCUGAGAUGUCCUGUCAGACAGACUCCAACUGAAGACGUUUCUUACGUGCUUCCUGUAGGUUAUAUACUUGCUUCAUCAGCUGCUUAACAUCAUUUCUGCAUAUAGUAAGGCAAUUUUAUAUAUUUUCUUUUAUUAUUAUUUUUUUUUAUGCUGUACAGCAUGUGACAUACAUCCAAGAGUAGCAUGCUUAUAGCCAUCUGUUUUAGAAACGCUUUCUGGUUUGCUUAAUAAACCAUUUUGUAUAGUAUUGCCACGUAUUCCUGGUGCACUUCAACACAUGUAAUGACCAAUCAGCCUAAUAAAUCAGGAUAAUAUGUAAGUAUGGACAUUGAAGCUUGCUUGUAAACCAUUGAUUUCCAUGUUUUGAAAUGGUGCUGUUAUGGUAACAUGUGAGUCAGACUGAUACUGAUACACUCAGAG